AUGAGUUCGUUUUUGAUAAACUCCAACUACAUCGAGCCCAAAUUCCCUCCCUGCGAGGAGUACACGCAGCACGGCGGCAGCGCCGGCAGCUCCUCCGCCAGCUACCACCCGCACCCGCACCCGCACCCGCACAGCCCCGCCGCCGCGCCGCCGCCGCCGCCGCCGCCGCCGCCGCCGCCGCACCUGCACGCCGCCGCGCACCCGGUCCCGCCGCUGCCCGAGAGUACUUCCCCCGGCCGCGCAAGGGAGCCCAGCUACCAGGCUCCCGCGGCGCCGCCCGGGCCGCCGGGGCCGCCUCCCGAGGCGCUGUACCCGGCGCAGGCACCCUCCUACCAGGCGCCCUACAGCUACAGCAGCGCCGGCAGCGCCGCCCCGGGCCCCGAGCAGCCGCCCCCGGGCGCUUCGCCGCCGCCGCCGCCGCCCGCCAAGGGCCACCCCGGGCCGGCCCAGCCCCUGCUCCCCGGCCAUGCCCUGCAGCGGCGCUGCGAAGCGGCCCCCGCCGCCGGGGCCGGCACAGGGGCCGGGUGCCCGCUGCUGCCCGACAAAAGCCUGGCCGGGCUGAAGGGGAAGGAGCCGGUGGUGUACCCCUGGAUGAAGAAGAUCCAUGUGAGCACGGUCAAUCCCAAUUACAACGGAGGGGAGCCCAAGAGGUCUCGCACUGCCUACACCAGACAGCAGGUCCUGGAGCUGGAGAAGGAGUUCCACUUCAACCGCUACCUGACCAGGAGGAGACGCAUCGAGAUCGCGCACACCCUCUGCCUCUCCGAGCGCCAGGUCAAGAUCUGGUUCCAGAAUCGGCGCAUGAAGUGGAAGAAAGACCAUAAACUGCCUAACACAAAGAUGCGCUCCUCAAACCAGUCCACACUGAGCCAGCAGUCCAAAGCACAGACACAGGGCCACCCCCAUCCGCUCGAUGGGUCUACACCCAACGCAGCCGCGCUAUAAAUACGGUUAUUAUUAUUAUUAUUUUUUUAAUAUAUAUAUAUUUACCUAUCUAUUGGGGUUUUCCAGCUGCCCGUGCUGGUGGCUGGCCGUUUGGACCAAACUAACUGUGUAAAACAAAACAGGAGCAGAAAAGGAAGACGAGACGUGCCCAAGAACGGGCACAUGUUUAAACCAAAACCCGGACGAUUGUCUACAUUGUAUAUAGAUAAUGGUUCCAUGCCCAUCAUUUUUUUUCUAUUUAUGGAAACACUCUCUUGCCCUCGGUGUAAGAGAGUGCUGGAUGCUGUCACGGACGAAUUCUCUGUACCUAAGACGGACUCUCUUUUUUUUUUUUUGUAGAGAACACUUUAAAAAUAAAAGACGGUUAAAAACAAAGCCAAGACCUCGUGAGACACUUGUGUAAGGCAUUGACUUGAAUAGCGUUGUUUCGUGGCGUGGUCGUGGAUUCCCGUGUGCGUGUGCGUGAGGGUGCACAUACACGUAUGCACACACGCCAACACAGGAAAGUGAACGCACAUGUUCACGGAGGUUAAAAACUUACGAGAACUGUCCCCUCACGCUGUCUCAAGGGAAGUGUUUUAUGUAUCAAAGGUAACUUAACUGGUUUUAAGUGUAGCCCCCGCUGUAGCUGUGAUAUAUUAGUUUUUCUCCACAUUCCCUAUUGCAUUUAUUUAAAAAAAAUGCUAUAAAGACUGUUGCUGUCUUCAUAUUUGGCACCGUCUCAAUCGUUUGGGUCCAUGUACAAUUUUGUGGAUUUUUGGUGUAAUGUAAACAGUGCCAAAUGCUGGUAAUAAAGAUUAUUCUGUACAAAAGAAUUAAACGCUUGAAACACACAAGUUCCCUCAGUGCUGUUUCCUACACCUUGUGCUUCGCUGGUGUUGGCACCAGGAACGGAAAACAACGGUUUAACGCAUUGUUUUAACUUGGAUUAAUCUUGUCAAUAAGGUAAUGGUUGCUUUAAAUAUAGUGCAAAGCGUCCUGAAUCUUAAGUGCCUGCCUGGAAAAAAAAAAGAAAGAAAGAAAAAAAAAAAGGCACAGUAGGACGAGGAAAGGUCUUGCUGUAUUGUGUAGGUGAGUGGUCUUCUCUUUAGCAGACUUGUGGCAGAAUUAGUCCGGCUCUCCAUCGCUGGGCUUGAGACCGUUUCCACCGCAGCACAGAGAAACUGAGCUUCUACUGGGAGCCAAUAAGAUCCCCUGGCGGAUUUUGCUGGAGGAGAAGUCACACAU
Cygnus atratus (black swan) is the source of this 2172-nucleotide messenger RNA. It is a transcript of the gene HOXA4, whose product is annotated as homeobox A4. NCBI's taxonomy places the organism in Eukaryota, Metazoa, Chordata, Aves, Anseriformes, Anatidae. Gene Ontology annotation, molecular function: RNA polymerase II cis-regulatory region sequence-specific DNA binding; DNA-binding transcription factor activity, RNA polymerase II-specific. Gene Ontology annotation, cellular component: nucleus. The record is from RefSeq and is a predicted model, not a curated record. Gene Ontology annotation, biological process: anterior/posterior pattern specification; regulation of transcription by RNA polymerase II; embryonic skeletal system morphogenesis.